AUGACUUACCUCUUAAGUUUGUUGAUUGUAGAUCCAAAUGGGAUGAGGGAUGCAGUGAACUUGGAACAUCAUAUUCACUAUCUGGAAAUUGAGGCUUACACUUCCAUGUUGAAGGCUUUUAUUGCUCAAUCAGAUCUUCUUACUUGGGGAAAAGAGGAGCUAUUGACUGAACUACGAAAGGAACUAAAUAUUGCUGAUUCUGAACAUGGACAGAUUCUGAGUAAAAUAAAUUCUGAUGAGACAAUUAGAUGGAUAAGGGAGCAAAGGAAAAGGGCAUCUCAUUCUCAUGCUCAGGGUUAUAUUCAAACUAAUACUUCUGGGUGUCAUUCCGCCUCAAUUGGAAAUUCAGUUAUAAGAUUGAAAACUCCUUCUUUGGCUACAUUUUAUCCUCAGAAUAUAUCGCACAGUCAAGCUUCUCUUAAUUCUAUUCAUGUUUCUGCUCCAAUGUCUGUCUAUGGGAGUGUUGAGAAACCCAAGGAAAUGUUCAAUUAUGAUGUUCAGCUGCCACCUAUUGGAAGAGGGAGUGUGCCGAAAGGGAAUUAUCAGUUUAAGCAGUACUGUCAACCAUCCGAGAGUCUCACGUUAAACAACAGAGAUAACAUAAUUGAGAUUCGUGCAACAGAUAGGGUUAUCCAUGAUGUUGAAAAGAUGCUUUUUGGUAGAGAGAAGCCUAGUCCAGUUGAUAUUGAGAAUGCGAAACAGGCUCUUGAUGAGCAAGAAAGAGCUAUACUUGAAGCACUCGGUAAACUUGGUAAACUGGGAGACGUGUUAGACAGGGAUGACAGGGUGCUGCGAAAUCUCCAAUCGAGGGCAAGAAAUGACGGUCAAUGGUAGUUUCAGCGGGACUAAUUGGUAGUAGUUUGAAUAGACUUUGGGAAUUUAUUUUGAUCCUUGCAUAGAUAUGAUGCUUAAGGUAGUAGGUGACUGAAGCAAGCUGAACACUUUGAUAUGACUUGUUUCAAUACUUUUUGAGUUAUACUCCUGCUAACCAUUUUGGUUAAAUGUAAAGUUUAAAGGAGAAUCCAAUCUCUUUUUGUUCUUCAAAAAAGAGCUCAAAAGUUCUUGUUAGUUUCAUUAUAUUUUAUACCAUAUGGGCAUUAAUUUUCUGGUAUGAGUAA
This is a messenger RNA of Vicia villosa (hairy vetch), 1118 nucleotides long. RefSeq names its product protein EMSY-LIKE 4-like. Lineage: Eukaryota; Viridiplantae; Streptophyta; Magnoliopsida; Fabales; Fabaceae. Bases 1 to 834 code for a protein of 277 amino acids. The record is from RefSeq and is a predicted model, not a curated record. The transcript is spliced from 7 exons. Gene Ontology annotation, biological process: defense response to fungus.